Molecule: messenger RNA, 1563 nt
Organism: Ictalurus punctatus (channel catfish)
Lineage: Eukaryota; Metazoa; Chordata; Actinopteri; Siluriformes; Ictaluridae
Gene: foxq1a
Product: forkhead box Q1a
Exons: 1
Coding region: 209-1195 (328 amino acids)
Biological process (GO): anatomical structure morphogenesis; regulation of transcription by RNA polymerase II; cell differentiation
Molecular function (GO): RNA polymerase II cis-regulatory region sequence-specific DNA binding; DNA-binding transcription factor activity, RNA polymerase II-specific
Source: RefSeq, a predicted model, not a curated record
AUAUUAUGUGUCCUCGCACUUGUGCAGGUAGAGAUUCAGCUGCUCUUACACGCGAAGUUUGGGAAGAUUGAACGCAAGUCUGGUUGAACUCCCAAACAAAGCAACUCGGUGAACAGCUUGGAUUUUCUUCUUCUUCUUCUUCGUCCUCUGCUUAUUAUUAUUAUUAUCUUCUCCUCUAAACUUGUCUGUGAGCGAAGGACUUGUGAUCAUGAAGCUGGAGGUUUUCCGCGGCGCGCAUCUCCACGCAAAAGCACCGGAGACGUGCAGCGACGCCGAGACCAGCGUGCCGUCUCCGCUCUCCGGGGAAGACGAAUUAGGAUCAGAUGGCGACUGCGCAGCGCACAGCCCGUGCGCACCUGUCGCGUCUUCCGCCGUCAUGUCCUCUGCAGCAGCGCGCAUCGAGGGUAAGGACAAGGGCAAGCCGUACACGCGCAGACCAAAGCCGCCGUACUCGUACAUCGCCCUGAUCGCCAUGGCCAUCCGUGACUCCAGCUCGGGCCGCCUGACGCUCGCCGAGAUCAACGACUACCUCAUGCGCAAGUUCCCGUUCUUCCGCGGCACGUACACGGGCUGGCGCAACUCGGUGCGCCACAACCUGUCGCUGAACGACUGCUUCCUGAAGGUGCUGCGCGACCCCUCGCGCCCCUGGGGCAAAGACAACUACUGGAUGCUGAACCCGCACAGCGAGUACACGUUUGCCGACGGCGUGUUCCGGCGACGCAGGAAGCGCAUCGGCAAAAAAGCGGGCCGGGAGCAGGACGAGAGCGCAAACCGAGCCUCCACGGACUCUACAAAUGCGCCCUCGGCCUCAACCAAGUUCACAAGCCCGUUCGCCAUCGACAGCAUCUUGAGCCGACCUUUCCGUAAAAGGGAGCAGCCGGAGCACUGCGUGCCAGAGGACGUCGCUGCGGCCACUUGGCCUGGGCGCGCCCCCGUUCCGUCGCCUUACGUCACGCGCGGCGCACCACUUCACGCGAUGGUCGAUGCGAGCGCAGCGGUGCACACACUCCGCGCCUACGGCAUGAUGGGCGUCGCGUUUGAGGACUUGGCCGCCGGGGUGCGGCAUGACAGAGACUUUCUCAGCGUUCCACUGGGCUCAGAGUCCCGAGUUCCGGUCCCGAGGGUCACACCGACCAACGCGUCCACCAAAGUCAGAGCCUUUCACCCUUUUCAAAUAGACUACUUAUUAUCCUAAUGGCGCGCAGGACAAUGUUUUCUUUGGCACUUUAUACGUACUGUACUUGUUUAUGGACUUUAAACUUAAAUACAUUUCAUCAAGAAGUUGCCGCCAGUGGACUCUGGAACUUUGGUAGGCUAUAAAAUGGAGUAAACGCACAGAUACAGGGGAUGAUUCUGCCCUGUCAGUAAAUAUUGUUGUAUAAUAAUGUUAAGUCGUGUAUUUAUGAUGUGCUGUUGGUCAUUCCUGUGUGUUUUGCUCGUUCGGAAUGUUGCUGAAAUCGGGAUUUUGCCUCAGCUGAAAUAUCACUUUGCUUUUGCUCUGUCGUCUUUAAAAGCAAGGACACUGACAGCAAUGUUGUUGUUGUUGUUGUUGUUGUUGUUGUU